AUGCGAAUAAAAUCCCCUAUUUGUCGUCCACCUGAAGCACCGUUCCUCAUUCCGUUGGUACCAUUCAUUAAAUACGCACUGAACUGGUGCAUUCUAAGUGCAAACGUUAAUAUUGAUUCAGUUGGCGUAUUUAAUGUGAGACGCUGCAUUGGAAUGUCACUGGAAGAAAUAACAAUGAAAUCUUAUAGUGGAAAAUUAAAAAACCGUGUGAAAGAAGAAUGGAAGGGUGAAGAUUACGGACCAGUUACAUGGGAGGAAUUGUCAAAUAUGCGUCAAAAUUCUGUUAUUCUUUUUAAUAGCGAAUUAUAUCCAAAUAAAAUAUCAGAAUGGUCAUUAAGGGCUGAACCUGGACGAGAAACAAAAUAUUAUAUAUGCGUUUUAUGCCGCAGAUUACAAGAUAGAGGUAAACGAGAGGUACCUCCCAUGUAUUUCGGACCACCAGCUAGGAUUCUCGUACGUGAUGGCAGAUUUUUGGUUCAUCCGGAUUAUCCUCGAACACCACAUAUUUGUGGGUUUGCUGAAAAUCCAAUGUCAGAUCGUGCUAUGGUUUUGGCACGUCGUGCAAUGAUUCGCGCGCGUACAGAAAUUAGCGAAGAUGGCAUGACACCUAGAGAAAAGAUUCAAGAAGUAUUAAGAAGGUUUCGAGAAGAUGAAAAGUAUGCACACUUAAGUGAAGACGAAAUCCAACAAAUGGAAAAUAUAAUAUGUGGUGGUAACGGUGGUAGACCAUGGUCAGACUCGAGCAUUGCACGUUCAUUAUAUAUUAAUCGGCGUAAAUUAACUUCCUCAAAAAAUUGUACGAAGAGAAAAGUGUAUGACUGUCCGAUUGUAGGAUGUGAUUUUUUAACAUCAGCUGCAGGAAUGAUAGAUGUGCAUUUAAGCGAAAAGCAUAAGGCUGCUGAUGGUGAAACCGAAUUAACUAAUAAAAACUGCAAAAAUGAAUUUAAACUUGUACAUGUUGAUGACAGUGGAAACCCAGUACUUCCUGCAGAAAAUACUUUGGAUAUUGUGCAAUAUGAAAACGAUUCAUUGGCAAAUACAGAUUAUGGGCCAGUGACGCUUGAAGCAUUAUCAAAUAAACGUCGGAACACAAUAAUCCUUUUCAAGAGUAUACGUUAUCCGAAUAAAAUUUCGGAAUGGUCCGUAAAAACACCAUCUAGCGACAUUUCCAAAUAUUACACUUGUGUUCUAUGUCGUAAACUGAAAGAUAGUGGCAAACGUUGCAGUCCGCCAGUUGAAUAUCCACCAGCUGCUCGGAUUGUUGUACGUGAUGGUCGUUUUAUAGUCCAUCCGGAUUAUCCAAAGACUCCACAUAUUUGUGGGUUCGAAAAUAAUCCUCUAGCUGAUCAUGCUUCAGUUUUAUCCAGACGGUGA
Dracunculus medinensis (Guinea worm) is the source of this 1374-nucleotide messenger RNA. Lineage: Eukaryota; Metazoa; Nematoda; Chromadorea; Rhabditida; Dracunculidae. The record is from the annotation of a GenBank genome assembly.